Molecule: messenger RNA, 564 nt
Organism: Zygotorulaspora mrakii
Lineage: Eukaryota; Fungi; Ascomycota; Saccharomycetes; Saccharomycetales; Saccharomycetaceae
Exons: 1
Coding region: 1-564 (187 amino acids)
Source: RefSeq, a predicted model, not a curated record
AUGAGUUCACCAGCAGGCUUGGAGGCUCAAUUGGGACCCUCGAUUUCAAUUAGUGUGGGACUGAUACUGGAUUGUUUGAAACACUUACGAACGGUCAUACAGAAUGAGUCUCUGUACCUCAACUCAGUAAAGCUUAAACGAGAAUCAAUCCGGGCAGCUUGUGAGCUUUUCUGGUGCGAUGAAGACAUCCACAGUGAAAACAAGAAGGAAAGUCAGAGACUCAAAGCCACAAUGAACCUCGUUGAUCAAGUAGGAAAAGUGGUAGAGAAGCAACAAAGUGUUAAAUCUUGGGUCGACGUCGACAAACUGCUGCGCACGAUUCUGCCGCUCAAGAAAAACGUACUACUAGAUACGGCCUCUAGUAGUGCAUGGUCUCUAUUCUUCGACCCUAAAAUUCUUACUCUUUCUUUGAUUGAAAUUCUAAUAAGACUCUGCGAAUCUAUUAGACGGCUACAGAUCAAACUAGCUAUACAUGGUGCGCUUCUUAAUGUCAUUCAUAGGAGUUUUAUUAGACCAUUCAAUUUGCUGCUGUGGUCUUAUGCUAAGAGAGAGGUGGCAAACUAG